Messenger RNA from Solanum verrucosum, 780 nucleotides. Its product is annotated as phospholipase A1-IIgamma-like. Gene Ontology annotation, biological process: lipid metabolic process. NCBI's taxonomy places the organism in Eukaryota, Viridiplantae, Streptophyta, Magnoliopsida, Solanales, Solanaceae. The coding region runs from base 1 to 780 and encodes 259 amino acids. The transcript has 4 exons. The record is from RefSeq and is a predicted model, not a curated record. Gene Ontology annotation, molecular function: glycerophospholipid phospholipase A1 activity.
AUGGAGAAAUGGGUUAAUGACCUUCAAUUUUUACAAAUUCCAGGACCAAAAGUGUUUGGUGAUGGGGGUUUACUUCCUUUGUUCAAACCAUUGGUGCAUCAUGGAUUCUACAACGUUUAUACAUCAGAAAGUGCACGAUCAAAGUUUAAUCAAGCGAGUGCUAGAGACCAGGUAAUUGAAGAAGUGAAAAGAUUGGUUGAAGAAUACAAAGACGACGAGGUCAGUAUAACAGUGGCUGGACAUAGCCUAGGUGCAUCACUUGCAACUCUAAAUGCAGUCGACAUAGCUUACAACGGAAUCAACAAAACAAGCAAUGGCAAGGAAUUUCCAGUGACAGCUUUUGUUUUCGCAAGUCCUAAAGUUGGAGAUCUCAAUUUUGUUAACGCAUUUAACAAAUUGAAACACCUUCACAUCAUGAGAAUUCAUAACUUAUUAGAUAUUGUACCAAAAUACCCACCCAUUGGGUAUUUCGACGUUGGACAGGAAAUAAUAAUUGACACGACAAAAUCCCCAUAUUUGAAAUUGAAUCCUGGGGACCCACACACUAGGCAUAAUUUGGAAGGUUACUUGCAUGGAAUUGAUGGUACUCAAGGAAUUGGACCUUUAGAUGGUUUUAAACUAGAAGUGAAUCGUGAUAUCGCACUAGUGAACAUGAUAUGGGAUAUCUUAAAAAAUGAAUAUUUGGUACGUGGAGCUUGGUGGGUCGAGAACCACAAUGGGAUGGUUCAACAAGAAGAUGGAAAAUGGAAUCUCAUGGAUCGCGAGGAGUAUCAGUUGUGA